Messenger RNA from Penicillium alfredii, 1140 nucleotides. RefSeq names its product seipin. The record is from RefSeq and is a predicted model, not a curated record. Gene Ontology annotation, cellular component: endoplasmic reticulum membrane. NCBI's taxonomy places the organism in Eukaryota, Fungi, Ascomycota, Eurotiomycetes, Eurotiales, Aspergillaceae. Gene Ontology annotation, biological process: lipid droplet organization; lipid storage. The coding region runs from base 1 to 1140 and encodes 379 amino acids. The transcript has 4 exons.
AUGUGGGGAACCCAAGCUUGCUCCACAGAACCUCAUGUCAACUUGUCAACCAUCAUGGCCGACUCAGAAUACGCUGAUGAUGAGUCGGAAUACGACAGCCCAUCCUCUUCAAGGGCGGUGGUGAUGGACGCGUUCCUCGCCCCUCUCCGCGCGUUGAUCUCCAAGUCCGCCCUGCGGGUCUACGUGAAUACCCUGCUGUUUCUCGGCGCCGCACUGCUCCUCUUUGGAGUCUCCGGCUUUGCAUACGGGGUGUUCUAUUUGAGAUUCAUCCCCACGGUGGGACUGGAGCGAGAGGUGCAUCUACAAUUUGGUACUGACUCGGUUGCCAACAGCGAUGGCCAUCCAUGGGGAACCGCCUCCGUCGACUCGAAGUUUGUGUCGCUGCAGCCCUACGAUGUCGCUGUCACCCUCGAAUUGCCGCGUACGCCCUCCAACCUCGACACCGGCAACUUCAUGGUCGACCUCGCCCUCUUCUCCCGCCCUGCCGCGUCCGUGCUCCCAGGCUCGACCAAUGCACUGAACCGGCUCUCCCACUCCCGCCGACCGGCGAUCCUGACCUACACCUCGCCGCUGGUGGAUGUGGCUCGACGUUUGGCGCGUCUACCGCUUUACGUGGUCGGCUGGCGCCGCGAAGCCGAGAUGCUUGAAGUACCUAUGAUGGAGAAGGUGGAGUUUCAGCGGGGCGCACGCAAUCUGCCUCAGAGCCUACGCCUUGAAAUCCAAAGCGAUGGGAAGAUGCAGGUCUACUCUGCUCGGGUGGAGUUCCGGGCCCAGUUCACGGGGUUGAGAUAUUUCAUGUACCGGUGGAAACUGACCUCCUUUGUGGUUUUCAGCUCCGUAUUCUGGUCGCUUUCCCUGGCUUCUGCCGGUGCCACUUGGUUGCUUUUGACAUGGGCGCUGCGGCCCCAGGAAACACCCGAGAGUAUCAAGGCUGAACCACGCGACCUAAUCAAGGAGGAGCCAGAAGAAGACAGUAGCUCGGAUGAAUCGGUGGUUGUCAAGAAGGAGGAGCCUGAUAGUACGCUGGUCAAAAGCUAUCCCGUCGAGGGAGACGAAUCCGGGAUUGGUUCUGGACUUGAGAGCGCAGAAGCGCGUGGAGUACAGAAACGGCGCAGUCAUUUGACCCAGGAUGGCGAUUGA